UGAUGAAACUGCAGGGUUUCGCAUACACAUAUCGCUCAAAGAUGAAUGCGGCAAUGUGGUGGCGACGGCUCUGACCCAUCUGAUUAUGGUCACAGACGAUCACAAGUCAUCGAAGAAGAACAAAUCCGCUGCCAAGCCAAGCCAAAGAACCGCAGAUCAACUGGUCUUGCGCAGUGGCCAAGAGCUGUCCAAGCCGUCAGCCUCCACAGUCAUACGCCCCAGUGCACAACGAAGUCACACUGCGAAGGAGACAAAUGUUCACGGCUCAUCAAAUCUAUUGGAAACACCCCCAUUCAAAUGCAUGCCAAUGGGCCACAGUCAGCAAGGCCUCCUAGGCGGGCUAAGACACACGCCAACCAACACACAAACAUCAACGAAUGCACACACACCAACUCAUACGCAAUUGCAGGCACAAGCACGCGCUCAUGUGCAAGCCCAAGCACAUACCCUGCCCCACAGUGACACGGCCACACCUUGUCUGAAUGCGCAUACACAAGCACAUGCACUCGGAAGCAAUCUGUCAAUGGCCCCCAUGUGCGAUGGGUCCAGUGGGGGAGGGCAUGUGCAAGACAUGUCGCAUACGAAUCUCUCGCGAACGAAUCUGUCACAUGCGUACGUGGACAGUGGCCAGGAGUGCUCGCAAUUGAUCGCAGACAAGAUCACGAAGUCACUUGAUACCGUAGCAGCCCGUAUAGAUGCUUACAGGUGA
Molecule: messenger RNA, 709 nt
Organism: Sphaeroforma arctica JP610
Lineage: Eukaryota; Ichthyosporea; Ichthyophonida
Exons: 3
Source: RefSeq, a predicted model, not a curated record